Molecule: messenger RNA, 2503 nt
Organism: Carassius gibelio (silver crucian carp)
Lineage: Eukaryota; Metazoa; Chordata; Actinopteri; Cypriniformes; Cyprinidae
Gene: draxina
Product: dorsal inhibitory axon guidance protein a
Exons: 7
Coding region: 126-1286 (386 amino acids)
Biological process (GO): axon guidance; Wnt signaling pathway
Cellular component (GO): extracellular region
Source: RefSeq, a predicted model, not a curated record
CUUCACAGCGGCGCGCAUUCGGGGAGCGCGCUCGUUUCUCGGAGCGCGAGACAGUUCAUCUGUGAUCCUCUUCUUCACUCGGCUCCUUCUUAACGGAAUAAUACACGGUUGCACUGUGUUUGAAGAUGGCGGCUCCUGGCUUUUGUCGUCUCUUAGCUCUGCUCCUCAUCACACUGUCCCACACCUCGUACAGCUCUGAGACCCCAUCAGAAGAUUCCAAACAGAGUCUGGCUCUUUCUUCCACCUCUGACUCCAAGCAACACCAUGACACGGGACUUCUGGGCGGCAGCCAACCACGAAGACACUGGUCACGUAAAGAUAAGGAUAGUGUUGCGCUUCACUCUCGAAGGCUGCUGGAUCGACCGGAGGAUGAUGGGACAAGUCUGGAGGGUCUAAGCCCUGUAAGGCUGGAGAUAGGGCCUGGGGAGAGUAUGAGGACGGAGGUUCAUGAGGAGGUCAGGGGUCCUGCUCAUAUGCGGCGGGGAAAUCAUCCAACAGAGGGUGAGUUCAAUCGUAAAGGCAGGAGACAUGGUCAUGGGCAUCAGGCUGAUCACAGAAAACAGGGAGGCAAAAGAGACAAGGGUCGAGCUAAAGGGGAUCUCUAUGACCCUGAACCAGAAUUAGGUUCCUUGUUGAAGGAUAUGAAUGCAUUUGAGGAUGGUUUUUACACCUCCCCGCCCAAUCACGACAAUGCCCCACUCACUGAAGCUCCCUCCCCUCUCUUCCCCAUUUUGGUAACCACGGCAAUCAACGAGCAUCCCCCAACACUGUCCCCAGCCUCCACCAAACCCCAGGUACCCUGGCAAGCAGGAGCGUCCUUGAGUAUGAAGAUGCCGGGUCGAGGGAAGACUCAAGGGGAGGUGAUGCCGACUCUGGAUAUGGCACUCUUUGACUGGACUGAUUAUGAGGAUAUGAAGCCUGUAGACACUUGGCCAUCCAACAAAAGAAAAGGAUUUCGGAGUCCUGUGUCUGUCUAUUUCCCCAAUAAAGAUAAACGGCGUGGCAAAAACAAGAGUAAUGGGAACACAACGCUUGAUGCUGAUGUCAUUGACCCAUGUGACCAUCAUCUCGAUUGCCUUCCUGGUUCCUGUUGUGAUCUGAGAGAACAUGAGUGCAAACCUCACAAUCGUGGCCUAAACAACAAGUGUUAUGAUGACUGCAUGUGUGAAGAGGGUCUGCGUUGUUAUGCCAAGUUCCACCGCAAGCGGAGGGUGACCCGAAGACGGGGCCGCUGUGUGGAGCCAGAAUCAGCCAACAGCAACCAAGGAGCCUUCAUAACCAUCUGACAUAUAGAGAGAUACCCCAUGACUGAUGAUGGACUGUUCUUUGAAGAAUGUGGGUCAAAGUUAAACUCCCUCAACCCACAGUAUAAAUGUACAUACACUGUUCAUCUGCCUGUCAGGGGUGAGCACGAUUCAGAAUUAAAUAUAAAAUGGCUUCUUGGAUAUAAAUUGAGGUAGAAAUCAGGAUACAGAAUUAAUUUGAAACAGGAAGUCAAUUUUUUUUUUCAUUUUUAAUUUGACCAUAAACGUUGUCACACACUCAACAUAUGGGAUAUAAACACUAGAUGAUAUUAAUAAUACAAUUUUGAAAUGCCAUCUAUUAAAAUUUGUCUGUGAUUUAUAAUUUCAUUAAAUAUAAUAAAACUAUGUUUUUGGACCAUGGAAUUAAUCCAAGCCAAUUAAUGGACCACUGAAUUUUCUAACAUACUUUUAUUAGUUCUAAACUUUUGUGGAUAGAUAAGAUCAGUAUAUUAUGUAAUUGAUAGAUUCAAAUUUGGUCAGUAUUUUUGUUUCUUUUUCUUUUUUCUUCAAUAAAAUUAUUUGAAAAUAAUUUGGCAAUUUUUUGGUGAUGCAGGGCGGCAUAAUUAAGAUAUGAAAAUCUGAAUAUGAGAAUUCACACUUAUGAAUUUAAAGAAAGCAGAUUCUUAAAUUAUGAAUUUUGUCCAACACUGCUAUUUGUUAAAACUUACAAAUAAGUUUGUACAGAAUCAUUUGUGUCUGAAUGGAAGGCUUUUUCUAAUGAUGAUUGUUGUACUGCUGUCAAUAACUACUGCUACUCCUGUAUUAAUGGAUAUUGAUUUGUUUGGUUUAUUUGUAAUUUAUGCUUUAUUUAUUCAAGUACCAAACAGCUUCUUUUAUCGAGAGAUGUAUCAAUGUGCUCUUCUUUAACGACUGUGCGUUCUGACAGAAAGAUGUUUGGGUGAAUGAGUGACCUGUGGGGGUUCGAGGGAUAGAGAUGGACAGUGAGAGAUUGAGGGAGAGAUGGAUGACUUGUCAGUUUAAACCACUGAGCUUCUUUAUGGUCUGACACACCUUUGCGUCCCAUCAAUGUCUUGAUUUAACUGUUUAUUAGACUUUUAUGUUAGUGGAGCUGAAAAACUUUAGUCUUUGUAAACUCUUUUCUGUCACUUUGUUUUCGACUUGAAAUUUCUCACACUUGAUAAAUUGUUGAUUAUUUUUAACUGGUAUACCAGAAAUAAACUUAUCUAAGGACACUAGGA